Messenger RNA from Cydia pomonella (codling moth), 1816 nucleotides. RefSeq names its product ester hydrolase C11orf54 homolog. The record is from RefSeq and is a predicted model, not a curated record. The coding region runs from base 139 to 1110 and encodes 323 amino acids. Gene Ontology annotation, molecular function: hydrolase activity, acting on ester bonds; zinc ion binding. Lineage: Eukaryota; Metazoa; Arthropoda; Insecta; Lepidoptera; Tortricidae. Gene Ontology annotation, cellular component: nucleus. The transcript is spliced from 8 exons.
GAGAUCUGCGCCCACGCUCUGUCACAGACCUCCCAACCGUCGCCGCGCGCAGACGCUUGAACCAAUAAUACUUAAACAUAAGAUACAACAAGCCAGAGGUCUCUAAAUCUAGUUUCUGGUCAACACCGACACAGCACCAUGACGUCUGUAGACUACGCAAAGGUCCCGAUCCUGGAGAAGGCUCUUCAUAAGCCGCCUUUGGAAGAGAUUGUCGACGUACUGUCGCGCGCUCUCAAGUCCAACUUCGAGUCGGUGGCCGUGUCGGCGGAGGUCAGCCCCGACCUCACACAGGAGCCCUACGGCCUCACCUCGCCAGGCCUGUGCGGUAACGAGAAGCUGAUAGAGCUCGGCGGCCCCCCGUACCUCGUGCCUUUGGUGCAGCGCGACAAGGUUUACGACCUCGCUGAACUGACCAAGCAGCAGCGCCGGGAUCCAGCCUUCCUGGCCGGUGCUGGGGCGGGACCGUGGCCCUACAUCGGGGUUAAUUGUGAGGGUAUAAUCAACCUGUCCGUCCGCAACGGCUCCGUAGAUCAAGGCACGAGGGUGGUAUCCGUGCACCCCGUGGGGGCAGCCAAGGGCAGCAGCGGCUACCAGCAGAGGAGGCUCCCUAACAAUGAAACCAGAACUGCGCUCUUGGGCAACUACCUCCUAUCAGAUGGAAGUCCCGGCAAGGUCAUAAAAGUGGUGGCUAAGAAGCGUAUUGGACAGGCCAACUUCAUCACCGCAAUCCGUGAGGCGCUUAAGCAGCACUACGGGGACAAAGUCGUAGGUCUCGGCGGCAUGUUCCUACUCCGCGCGGGCAAGGUGAAGCACCACGUGAUGCCAGAUUUCUCCAAGACUGCCCUCUGUUCCGACUCCGAUGUUGAUAACUGGCUGCACUAUUUCGAGAUGCGCGCCCCCAUCACUCAUGUGGGUACCAUGGUUACCGGAGACUUGGACCUGGACCUCCGCGUGCAGCACUUCCACGGCUGGGGCCCGCACGGCGACGGCGGUCACUACCACUACGACACGACGCCCGACUCGGUCGAGUACGAGGGCUACUUCACCGUCGCCUCCAGCGUCGUGCGCAUUGACGCGCCUACCGUCACUCACAACAUGGGCCGCGACUAACAUAAUCCCUCACACUAACAUACGUUACUAUAUGGACACGCUAACCAAAAUGACUGAGGUCAUGUUCCGGCGGUUCCGGAGCAUCCUGCCGUAUUCUAGACAGGUGUCAAUCGUUCACGCUCCUUUGUUUAGUGUAGUUAUCUCUCUCUACCAUACUGUGGCCCUAGUGAAAAAGGGUACGUCUCUGGCAGUUUAGGUGUAUAAGGGCAUAAGUGUUACGUGGAACUUACACCCCUUUACACCUGCGCUGCCAGAGACUUGUACCCUUUUUCACUAGGGCCACAGCAUUCUUCCAUAUUAGUAUUAUUAGUGCGACAGAGACAGUUGUGUUUUAUUCGCUACGGAGCGUUAACGAUUGGCAUCUUGUCUACGCACACAGACGACGCAACGGAGUCACACUGUUACGUCGUCGCCCAAAUCGAACUAAAGAAAAUACAUUGAAUGGUUUGUAAGUAAAUAUUCCUUCUCGUGCACCAUAAAGCUAAAAAAUACACAGGAAACGAAAUACAAGUUUAAGUUUAGGUAACAACAGGCGGUGUUAUCGCUAAAAAGCGAUCUCUGCCAAACAACCUUCGGGUAGCAGGAAAAUUAAGUACUUACCACUUUGAUUUGUCUGAACCUUAUAAGGUUAGCGUGAGUAGUAUUUUUCCUCUUAUCGCUCGAUUAUUCCUUUCUGUUGUAUAAAAAAAAACAUGUUAAAAUAAGG